Macaca mulatta (Rhesus monkey) is the source of this 2772-nucleotide messenger RNA. NCBI's taxonomy places the organism in Eukaryota, Metazoa, Chordata, Mammalia, Primates, Cercopithecidae. The record is from RefSeq and is a predicted model, not a curated record.
GAAGCGGGGCAGACCGGGAGGGGACUUGGAUCAUGGCUGCCGCGCCGCCGCUACGGGACCGCCUGAGCUUUCUACACCGGCUCCCGAUUCUUCUGAAGGGGACAUCGGAUGAUGAUGUCCCAUGUCCGGGCUACCUGUUUGAAGAGAUUGCUACCACAGAAAUCUCCCACGAGUCUCCGGGCAGCAGCCAGUGCCUGCUGGAGUACCUCCUGAGCCGCCUACACAGCAGCUCCGGCCACGGGAAGCUCAAGGUGCUGAAGAUCCUGCUGUAUCUGUGUGGCCACGGCUCCUCCUCCUUCCUGCUCAUCCUCAAACGCAACUCUGCCUUCAUCCAGGAAGCCGCAGCUUUUGCGGGGCCCCCGGAUCCUCUGCACGGGAACAGCUUGUACCAGAAGGUUCGGGCAGCCGCGCAGGACUUGGGGAGCACCCUGUUCUCGGACACCGUGUUGCCACUGGCUCCCUCCCAGCCUCUGGGGAACCCGCCUGCCACAGGCAUGGGCUCCCAGGCCAGGCCGCACGGCACCCUCCAGGGUUUCGGCUACAGCAAGGAACAUGGCGGUACGGGUGCAGGCUCGGCAGGCGAAGCCUUCCUCUCCACCAUCCAGAAGGCCGCGGAGGUGGUGGCCAGCGCCAUGCGCCCCGGGCCCGAGAGUCCCAGUACCCAGAGGCUCCUGCCGCGGGGUGACACCUACCAGCCUGCCACGAUGCCUUCAGCCAACCACGGUCCCCCAACCCUGGGGAACCCACUCCCCGGGGCUAUUCCAGGUCCCCGAGGUAUCGAGGCGAGGGCUCCUCCCCUUGGGGUCUGGGUCACUCCUUCCUGUCACCGCUGGGGCUUUGCAGCCAUGGAGGCAAAUCCCAGGGCCUCCCACACAGCAGGAGGGGACGGGACCCGAGGUGGAAGCAGAUGCCCACUGGGGCUGGUGUUUGCUGAAGCUGGAGCCAAGGUGGCCGGCUACCCAUCCUCAGCUCAGGACUCAGUCCCCAAGGCCUUGGUCCAGGGCCCCGGGAGGUGGGCAUGGGGCUGGCCUGAAGCCCUGGGGAUCUCACCGGCCAUCCUGUUUCCUCCAGCCAUGAGGCAUCAGCCUGGGCAGGCCGGAGGGGGCUGGGACGAGCUGGACAGCAGCCCCAGCUCUCAGAAUUCCUCCCAGAACAGUGACUUGAGCAGGGUCUCAGACUCGGGCAGUCAUUCUGGCAGCGACAGCCAUUCAGGGGCCAGCCGGGAGCCGGGCGACCUGGCAGAAAGGGUCGAGGUGGUAGCCCUGAGUGACUGUCAGCAGGAGCUGAGCUUGGUGAGGACUGUGACUCGGGGACCAUGCGCCUUCCUGAGCCGCGAGGAGGCACAGCACUUCCUCAAAGCGUGUGGACUGCUCAACUGUGAGGCUGUGCUGCAGCUGCUGACCUGCCACCUGCGUGGGACCAGUGAGUGCACGCAGCUGAGGGCCCUGUGUGCCAUUGCCUCCCUGGGGAGCGCCGACCUCCUUCCCCAGGAGCACAUCCUCCUCCGCACCCGGCCGCGGCUGCAGGAGCUCAGCAUGGGCAGCCCGGGACCUGUGACCAACAAGGCCACCAAGAUCCUGAGGCACUUUGAGGCCUCCUGUGGGCAGCUGUCCCCUGCCCGGGGCACCUCAGCCGAGCCUGGCCCCACAGCCGCCCUCCCAGGCCCAUCUGACCUGCUGACCGAUGCUGUGCCUCUUGCUGGGAGCCAACUCUUCCUCCAGCCUCUGAGUUCAACCGCAGUCUCAUGCCGGAGCCCUGCUCCCUCAUCUGGGAUGCCGCCCAGCCCUGUGCCCACCCCACCCCCGGAUGCCUCCCCCAUUCCAGCCCGCGGAGACCCCAGCAAGGCCAAGGCCAGACUGGCAGAAAGCAGGGGGUGGGGACCUGAACAGGUCCUAGGGGGCACAGACAGCCCAAAGAGAGGCCCCAGCGACUGUGCGUGGAGCCGCGACUCCUUGUUUGCUGGUAUGGAGCUGGUGGCCUGCCCCCGCCUGGUGGGCGCCGGGGCUGCUGCAGGAGAGUCCUGCCUUGAUGCUCCCCAAGCCCCCCAAACAUCGUCCCAGAGGACAGCAGUCAAAGAGCCUCCUGGCUCAGAGCCGUCAGCUUUCGCGUUCCUGAACGCCUGACCCGACGGCCUGGCCCUGGAGCCUUCAGCUUCAGCUGCUGCCCGGGGGGCUCUGUGCUGCCUGAGCAGCCUCAACCGUAGCUGCUACAGUCUCCAGGCAACUUGACCUGAGAGGAGGACCCUAGGGCUACCUCAGUUUCCCCCAUCUCCUCUGCCAGAGGCUCUGGCUAUUUGGACUUGAAUCCCUACAAGGGAUAGGCAGGUGGCAGGGCCUCAGAAAUGUUGAUCUCAGGAGUCCCAGGGGGCAGCCCCUGCUUGUCUUGCCCUCAGACAUGAGGUUUCUUGUGUGAAUAUGGAAGCGACUACCAGGUUCUUUAUUUCAUUUUGAUCUCAGCUCCCUCCUUCCCCAGGAGGUCAUGAGCAGUAAGCCACCGCCUCCCCAUCCCUUCGGGGUGGGCUGGGGGCUGAGGCUGGGUUUGGUGCACGUGGGCUGAGGGUGUCUUGUCCGGGCUGCCUUGUGCCGUCUGGUCUUUGACCAUUUCAAGUUUCAGAUCCCCACGUGACCCUUCCCUGGCUCUCACCUGCUCCUUCAUGCUGUAAUUGCUUCCCGCACACGAAGCCUCUGAUUGGAGCCUCUGGUCCAUCUCAGAAGAACCUUCCGAGAGCGCUGGGGUUUAUGCUUUCUGAAUAAACACUACUGUUUACAUGAA